Apaloderma vittatum (bar-tailed trogon) is the source of this 2083-nucleotide messenger RNA. It is a transcript of the gene PSAP, whose product is annotated as prosaposin. The record is from RefSeq and is a predicted model, not a curated record. The annotation marks the transcript as partial. NCBI's taxonomy places the organism in Eukaryota, Metazoa, Chordata, Aves, Trogoniformes, Trogonidae. Gene Ontology annotation, biological process: sphingolipid metabolic process. The transcript has 14 exons. Gene Ontology annotation, cellular component: lysosome.
CUGUGGCAAGCCCUGUCUUGUGGCAGAAGGACUGCGUGAAGGGUCCAGAGGUGUGGUGUCAGAGCGUUCGGACAGCAUCGCAGUGUGGAGCAGUGAAACACUGCCAGCAGAAUGUCUGGAACAAGCCUGUUGUAAGCAGUAUCCCCUGUGACUUGUGUAAGGAACUUGUGACAGUGGCUGGCAAGGUUUUGAAGGAUAAUGGCACCGAGGAUGAGAUCCGCUCUUACUUGGAAAAGACGUGCGAGUUUCUUCCUGACCAAGGCCUGGUCUCUGAGUGCAAAGAAAUUGUGGAUUCUUACUUACCCGUUAUCAUGGAUAUGAUCAAAGAAGAGCUGGACAAACCUGAAGUUGUGUGCAGUGCCCUCUCACUGUGCCAGUCCCUUCAGAAGCACCUUGCAGCAAUGAAACUUCAGAAACAACUCCAGUCCAAUAAGAUACCAGAGCUGGACUUCUCUGAACUGGCGUCCCCAUUCAUGGCUAACGUGCCUCUUCUCCUUUACCCUCAGGACAAACCCAAGCAAAACCCUAAGGGAAGUGGAGAUGUGUGCCAAGAUUGCAUUCAGCUGGUUACUGACGUUCAGGAAGCUGUGAGGACAAACUCAUCUUUUGUGAAGUCUUUGGUUGCUCAUGCCAAGGAGGAGUGUGACCGUUUGGGACCUGGAAUGUCUGAUAUGUGCAAGAGCUAUAUCUCUGAAUAUUCUGACUUGGCUAUCCAAAUGAUGAUGCACAUGAAGGAUCAGCAACCAAAGGACAUUUGUGCCAUGGUUGGGUUCUGUCCUUCUGUGAAAUCUGUUCCUCUUCAGACUCUGGUGCCAGCUCAGGAGGUUCAUGAAGUGAAAAUGGAAACCGUGGAGAAAGCCUCAGUUCAAGAGAAGACUUUUUCCUUGUGUGAAAUAUGUGAGACCAUGGUGAAAGAAGUGACCGGCCUCUUGGAGAGCAACAAGACCGAGGAGGAAAUUGUCCACGAAAUGGAGGUCAUCUGCUACCUGUUCCCAGGAAGUGUCAAAGACCAGUGUAAGGACUUCAUCGAUGUCUAUGGCCAGGCUUUGAUUGACAUGCUCUUGGAGGCAACGAACCCUGAAACUGUGUGUGUAAUGCUGAAAUGCUGUGCAGCCAACAAACCUCCAGAGCAGCCAGUUGUAUCGAAACCUGCAGGUGGCUUCUGUGAUGUCUGCAAGAUGGUGGUAGCUUAUGCAGACAAAGAGCUAGAGAAGAACGCCACGACAGCUGAAAUUGAAGCUUUGCUGGAAAAAGUCUGUCACUUCCUGCCAGCAUCUGUCACCGAUCAGUGUGUUCAGUUUGUGGAACAGUAUGAACCCGUGGUUGUGCAACUCUUGGCGGAGGUGAUGGAUCCCACUUUUGUUUGCACUAAACUUGGAGUUUGUGGAUCAGCUCAACAGCCUCUCCUGGGGGAAGAUGCUUGUGUCUGGGGCCCAGGUUACUGGUGUAAGAACAUGGAGACUGCUGCUCGGUGCAAUGCUGUUGAUCACUGCAAACGUCACGUGUGGAACUAGAAGAAGAAUUUCCAGUUCUGAAAGUUUUGCCGUGGCUCUCAAAAAUGCGGGCCAAGGUUGGCGGAGAGCUGUAUCCUGAAUGUCCCUCCUCUCUGCCUCGUUAACAAGUUGACCUUCAAGUUCCUUUAUUGUAACUCUUCUGUAGCAGCGCUGCUGUUGAAGGAUCAGAUCCUCAUUGUUGACUUAACAAAAGAUAUUUCUGAUUGUACAGUUUAACUCGUUAUGCUCCUAAAAAUAGUGUGUUGUAGGUUUUUUUAAUUGGUAGACCAAAGUGGUUUUUAGGUGCUGGGAAGAAUGGCAGAGAAGGUGGAAGGAAAUAAGACUGUUAUCUUUUAAUUUAAAAAGAAAAAAAGAAUGAAAUAGUGGCUAAGCUUUCAGAUGUCUUUCAGUAGCCAGCACUGGGAAGAUUACAUGCUUUGCAUUUUUAACACCUGGCUGGAAUUAUUAAUUUUCUGUGUAACUGUAGGGGAACCUUUAAGCGAAAAUGUGGAAUCUGGGAAAUCCCUCCAGCUGGAAUUUUCAAAGCUCUACAGGUGCAGAGGAGGGGGACUCUGUGUGCCCAGCUAACU